This is a messenger RNA of Corylus avellana, 1844 nucleotides long. It is a transcript of the gene MYB1, whose product is annotated as myb domain protein 1. The record is from RefSeq and is a predicted model, not a curated record. Gene Ontology annotation, biological process: regulation of DNA-templated transcription. Gene Ontology annotation, molecular function: RNA polymerase II cis-regulatory region sequence-specific DNA binding; DNA-binding transcription factor activity, RNA polymerase II-specific. Gene Ontology annotation, cellular component: nucleus. NCBI's taxonomy places the organism in Eukaryota, Viridiplantae, Streptophyta, Magnoliopsida, Fagales, Betulaceae.
ACACUUGCCCUAUAAAUCUCGUUCACAGUCUCUGUUGGAAGACACUUGCAGUUAAUUCCGGUAGGUACUAGUCCUGAGGAUUCUACACACAGACGCACAAAGAGAAAGCGAGAGAGGAAGAUGGAAGUGGAGGACGCAACGGUGGUCGACGGAGGCGACGAGAUGGACGUCGGAGGAGACGGUGGGAGCGGCGACGAGGCGGUGGUGGUUGUGGGCGGAGGAGGCGCGCAAGGGGGCAGAGACAGGGUGAAGGGACCGUGGUCUCCCGAGGAGGACGCGGUACUGAGUCGGCUGGUGAGCAAGUUCGGGGCGAGAAAUUGGAGCCUAAUCGCCCGCGGAAUCGCCGGCCGAUCCGGCAAGUCUUGCCGGCUCCGGUGGUGUAAUCAGCUCGACCCUGCCGUGAAGCGCAAGCCCUUUACUGAUGAGGAGGAUCGUAUCAUAGUUGCAGCGCAUGCAAUUCAUGGAAACAAAUGGGCAGCAAUCGCAAGGCUUUUACCGGGAAGAACAGAUAAUGCUAUCAAGAACCACUGGAAUUCUACCCUAAAGCGUCAGUGCGUGGAGUUUGGCAAGAUUAAGUUAGAAUCUAGUAUGCUUGAUGAUGUUAGCUUAGACAAAACCAAGGCAUCAUCUGAAGAAACCCUGUCAUUUGGGGAUGUCAAUUCAUUCAAAUCCUUCGAAGGGAGAGAUAUAAGCUCUUUAGAGAAUAUGGAUGAGCAGAAUGAAGACAAGCUGCCAAUAGAGGGUCAUUUUUGCCAGGAAGCCAAAGACAAGCCUACUCUUUUUCGACCCGUGGCACGUGUUAGUGCUUUUAGUGUAUAUAACCCUUCAGAUAGCUUAGAUCCUGCAUCUUCUUUCCCAACGCCAGUUCCAAUGCAAGGACCUCUGAUUCAAGCAUCAAAACCAGAUGUUGAGAUUUGCAAGUUAUUUGAAGGAGUCUAUGGUGAGCAGUUGGUGCCUCAUAAUUGUGGCCAUGGUUGUUGCGGGAAAGAAAGUGAUAGAAAUCCUGGAAGUUCUUUGUUGGGGCCAGAAUUUGUUGAAUUUUCAGAGCCUCCAUCCUUCCCAAGUUUUGAAUUGGCUGCAAUAGCCACAGAUAUAAGUAACCUUGCUUGGCUUAAAAGUGGGUUAGAGAAUAGCAGUGUCAGAGCGAUGGGUGAUGCAGCCGGCAGAAUUGUAUCUCAUGGAUCUCAAGUGCAAAUGGGGAUUUUUGAAGAGACUAGAGUGAAUGACCAUUUUUGUUUUGAUGAGGGGAACAACAGGUUAAUGGGCAUGAAGACCAAUGUACUAUCGACGUAGACUGGAGGCAAACUUUAGUAGAGAACUUGGCAAUCUAUCUUUGCAUUAGUAGCGCUCGGUAGCGUGUACUUGGAGUUGGCUAUAAAUAACUUGGAGCAACUUUUUUCAGUCAAGCAAAGCUUGUCCAAGUAUCUGGAUUCAGCUAUACUUAUCUUGUUGAAAAUUUCCCCUCCUCCUCUCUGCAUCAAGUUUUGGCAAGAUCAUGGCCUCACAGUUUGGAAUCAACGGCCUGGAUUGGCUGAACUCGACUUUGGGAACUCCAAGAGGAACUGAAUCCACAGUGCCGAAUUGCAAUUUCCAGUCCCUGCACUUCUGACUCCCAGAAGUACUGGAAACCUUUUGUCAUCAAUUUCAAAAAUUUAAUUCUGGAUGUUUAAUAUGCAUCCCCAUGCGUCAUAAACGUUCCCUCUUCCCCGGCACCCCCCUCGGCCGCCGCCUCCUCUUUUUCUAUGCCAUCUUGUUGUGCUCUUCUAGCGACGUCUUUUUGGUAUGUUUAAUAUAUAUAUAAAGGGUAGGUGGAUGUGGUUAAUCACCACCUCCACCCCUGCUCG